Messenger RNA from Magnolia sinica, 1298 nucleotides. RefSeq names its product glycine-rich cell wall structural protein-like. The transcript is spliced from 2 exons. The coding region runs from base 23 to 1174 and encodes 383 amino acids. NCBI's taxonomy places the organism in Eukaryota, Viridiplantae, Streptophyta, Magnoliopsida, Magnoliales, Magnoliaceae. The record is from RefSeq and is a predicted model, not a curated record.
CGAUGACGGUUGGAUACAUUCAAUGAAUUUAAAGGGUCUCUCUCACGUAAAAAUCUCUCAUUGUCUCCGUAUAAAAUGCUCGUCCUCCGAGCUCAGAACAUCAGAAGCCAUUCCACUGUCACUGCAGCAAUACAAGAUGACACGUGGCGCUCGGAGAAGGCUUCUCCUUCUUUCUUUAUUCUGUUUCAAUGUUCUCGUUCUUGCUAGAGAUAUUGCAAAGGUGGCGGAGAAGGACGGCGUUGCUGGUGAUGAGAAGUUUUUUGGCUUUGGUAAAGGAGGCUGGUUUGGUGGCGGUUUCGGUGGUGGGCUUGGUGGGGGCCAUGGUCUAGGUGGUAAUGAAGGAAUUGGGCGUGGGUUCGUAAAGGGUGGUGGCAUUGGCGGAGGGUUUGGAAAAGGUGGUGGGAUUGGUAAGGGUGGUGGUGUCGGAGGAGGAAUCCGCAAAGGCGGUGGACUUGGAGGAGGUCAUGAAAUUGGUGGUGGACAUGGUAAGGGUGGUGGAAUCGGUAAGGGCGGUGGAAUUGGUAAGGGUGGUGGGCUGGGUGGUGGUGGUGGAUUUGGCAAAGGUGGUGGAGUCGGUGGUGGAAUUGGUAAGGGUGGGGGGGUCGGUGGUGGUGGAUUUGGCAAGGGUGGUGGGGUCGGUGGUGGAAUUGGUAACGGUGGUGGGUUAGGUGGUGGUGGUGAAUUUGGCAAGGGUGGUGGAGUCGGUGGUGGUGGAAUUGGUAAGGGUGGUGGGUUAGGUGGUGGUGGUGGAUUUGGCAAGGGUGGUGGAUUCGGUGGUGGAAUUGGUAAGGGUGGUGGUGGUGGGGGUUUAGGGGGUGGCGGCGGCGGCGGCGGCGGCGGAGGCGGUGGCGGUGGCGGUGGAUUUGGUAGUGGUGGUGGAUUUGGAGAGGGAGGUGGAAUUGGUGGCGGAUUUGGUAAAGGCGGUGGUAUUGGUGGUGGAUUCGGUAAAGGUGGUGGAUUUGGCGGAGGAUUUGGAGGCGGCUCUGGAGGUGGUUUUGGUGGUGGGUUCGGCAAAGGUGGUGGUUUUGGAAGUGGAGUUGGAGGAGGUUCUGGAGGUGGGUUCGGUGGUGGAUAUGGUGGAGGUGGCGGCGGCGGCAGUGGAGGAGGCAGUGGGUUUGGAGCUGGUGGCGGAUACGGAGAAGGUGGUGGUGGGGGGAUUGGAAAAUCUCCUUGAAGAUAGAGUACAUUGCAUGGCCACUUUUUGUGCUCCCGUGUAUUAAGAACUUGUUUGCUAAUAAGUGUAAUUUCUUGUAAUAGAUUAUUCCGUUGGCAAUGCCAAAUAAAUAGUGUGUUCUAUA